AUGGACUUGCGACGUGUCGCUGCCUCCCAAGAGAGAGGCUGGUACCUGAAGCUGAUGGCACCCAACGUCAAGGGGCCCGGUUAUGCCUGGUUGGAUCCCUCACGUCUCUACUGCCACCCUCAAGCUCUGCAAGACUGCAUCAAGAACCUGGUGCAACCAUUUCAGGAUGAGGCAAUUGACCUGGUUGCUGGGAUUGAUGCGAUGGGCUUCAUUCUAGGUGCCACCAUUGCCAACUUCCUCCAGAAGGGUUUUGUGGCCAUCCGCAAAGCAGGGCACCUGUGCGUGGAGACCAUCACUCAGCCUUACAGGGAUUACUCCGCCCGUGACAAGGUGAUGGAGAUGCGGACCGAUGCCAUUGUGCCAGGCCUCCGAGUCUUGCUGGUGGACCAGUGGGUGGAGACCGGGGGAACCAUGCGAGCCGCUAUCCGGCUGGUGGAAGAACAAGGAGGCGUGGUGGCAGGAGUGGCUGCCAUCUGCAUCGAAGACAGCGAGGGAGGGUGCUGGCUCAAAAAGCACCACAAAUGGGCCCACUGCGUCCCACCCCACCUGAUGCCCCAGUUCAAUGCUCACCACCUGGACUCCUUCCAGGCCUUUGAAGCCAAGCGAGGGGUGCAGUAG
Messenger RNA from Euleptes europaea (tarantolino), 618 nucleotides. Its product is annotated as adenine phosphoribosyltransferase-like. Lineage: Eukaryota; Metazoa; Chordata; Lepidosauria; Squamata; Sphaerodactylidae. The transcript is spliced from 5 exons. The record is from RefSeq and is a predicted model, not a curated record. Bases 1 to 618 code for a protein of 205 amino acids. Gene Ontology annotation, molecular function: adenine phosphoribosyltransferase activity.